UAACAUUUUUAUAUAAAUAAAACCAAAAUAACACCUACCAUUCUACAAGAUGUCACAUCUUUCCUCCAGUACCAAUACCCACAUCUUUCGUUCACUCUCGUCGGAGAGUCAAAAGAAGGACUGGUCUAAACGUUUGUCCUUAAGGGGCAUACGUCAUGGUGCAGCUGGCAAUAGUCCAUCAUCUGGCAAAGAUGAUUCCAAAAAACACAAAUUUUUCAAUCGUUCUUCAUCGCUAAAGCAAUCUACCAAUACCGCCAAUACACAACCUUCAUUGGAUUUGGGUGUUGGUGGCCAGACUAGCUCCACGGCGUCACAGUCUGGCUCACAGCAACCAUCGACGCCAAAGAAAUCAAAUUGGGAAGUAAUUGAACAUUUUAAUACAAAUGCCAAAGGUGGUAAAGCUGUUGUUAGUAGUAGUUUAAUUGCGGCUGGUAUUACACGUUGCAACAUUGAUGAAUCUAUUGAUUCAACAAAUUCCAGUUCAACCUGUCAAAGUCCAAUGACAAAUCAACGUGAUGAAGCUCAUCUCCUACAACAAAAUUAUGAUUCAUCAGACACUGGACGUAACGUAGAGGCCAAUACAAAUGUGAAUGCAAACCUCAGUCCAACAAUAUCCUUUUGGUUUCGUUUGAAUCGCAUCAUCUUACGUUUGUGUAGUACGCAUCAAUUUAAAAAUUUACAAGUUGAAAUGUUGUAUCAACGUUAUUUUCUGCGCAUGAAUCAAAGCAAUACUACUCACAUACUGGUGCUAUUAUUAGCGCUUAUUUUGGCUCUAUCAAGUGCUCAUAUUGUUUUCACAACCAUGCAAGUGAAACGUAACUUUUCGACAACUUUUCAGGAUGAUUCUGUUGUAAAUGUUGAUGGCAGUAGUGGUAGUAACAAAACCAUUAUUAUGGCCGCAACCCAACUAUUAUUACCUGGUCAACAAGAAAUGAAAGAGCAGCAAGAGGAAGUGGGUGUGGGCGUAACUGCAGCAAAAGAUGAUAAAUUUAUAAUAUCCGCUUUGCAACGAAACGUGGAAAUACUCUAUCAAUUACCACCAAAAUAUAAUUUAACAACAACUACUACAACAGCACCAGCCCAAAGCAAUCAAAUUGAUAAGAUGGAAACAAGAAGUUUUCAUUCUUAUGGCAACUUUAAUAAGGAGAAUAAACUUAGUGCUAGUGAACCUCAAGACGUUGAAAAUUUUGAGCAAGGAAAUGGUUUGGAUACUGAAGUUAUUACUAACCACAAACCAACUUCGUUAAUAAUGCACAAUUUACCUCUACCAGAAUUUGUAGCAAGUGCCAAAGUUGUAAGUUCUAAACAGCUACAGCCACAACAACUACAACAACAAAUUCUUCAUCAUCAAUAUAAUUUGAACGAUGACUCUAAAGCCGCUUUUGUUUCACGGUUAUUUAAACGUCGAAAACGAAAAUAUUUAAAUAGACAUUUGCUAAAGCACCGUUCAAGAGUUUUGUUGUGCAUUUUGGCAAAACCCGCCAUGAAUGAGAUAUUUUUGGUGUUGGUAUCUUAUGUCAUUGUUGGCACAUUUGUGGCAAUACAAAUAGCUGUGGGAUAUGCAACAUUGCCAAGCAAAUCAUUCAAUGGUACUGUAUGCAGUGUUAUUUUCAUCUACAUGACAUACACCAUGUUGCCACUGCGCUUACGGGAAUCAUUAGUUGGUGGCAUCAUACUAUCCGCAACACAAAUCUAUACAAGUUUGCGUUAUGUUGAGGACACCUACCAUUGGCAAGAGUUAUUUAGCUCGUUAAUGGCUUUAUUUUUAUCCAAUCUGACCGGCAUUUAUACGCACUGGCCCAAGGAGAAGGCACAACGUAAAGCAUUCAUUGAGACACGUCAAUGUAUAGAGGCUCGUUUGCGUACGCAACGUGAAAAUCAACAACAGGAACGUCUUUUAUUAUCGGUUUUACCGCGACACGUUGCCAUGGAAAUGAAAGAUGAUAUCGCAGGACAACCGCGUGAUACACAAUUUCACAAGAUCUAUAUACAAAGACACGAGAAUGUAAGCAUUUUAUUCGCUGAUAUUUGCGGUUUUACAAGUCUGUCAGAUCAAUGUACGGCAGAGGAAUUGGUGCGUCUGUUAAAUGAACUAUUCGCCAGAUUUGAUCGAUUGGCCGCCGAACAUCAUUGUUUACGUAUUAAAUUAUUGGGUGAUUGUUAUUAUUGUGUCUCGGGGUUACCAGAACCUAGACCGGAUCAUGCUCAUUGUGCUGUUGAAAUGGGAUUGGAUAUGAUUGAUGCGAUAGCUUUGGUACGUGAGGUAAUGGCGGUUAAUGUCAAUAUGCGUGUUGGCAUCCAUACUGGACGUGUACAUUGUGGUGUUCUGGGUUUAGUAAAAUGGCAAUUUGAUGUGUGGUCAAAUGAUGUGACAUUAGCAAAUCAUAUGGAGAGUGGUGGCAUACCAGGAUUCGGUUUCAAUGAUAAUAGUGAAUCAACGAAAGAUCCCGAAGACGAGGUCAAUGAAUAUCUGAUGAGAGCCAUAGAUGCUCGCAGUAUUGAUCAUUUAAGAUCAGAACAUUGUAAAUCAAUACUAUUAUCCUUUAAGGAUAACUCACUAGAAAGAAAGUAUGUUACCGAACCAGAUCGCAUGUUGAGCGUGUAUUUUAAUUGUAGUUUUAUUGUUUUAAUUGGCACCACUGUUAUACGCCUGUGUGUCUUUCAGAGCAAUGUUUAUACAGUAGGUAUUUCCUGUUUAGCUGUGGCUGUUAUGUUUCUGAUAUCCUUGGUGGUGGCAUGUCAUGAUCUCAAUGUCAAAGAAAUUGUAUUAAAUUUUACAACUCCAACAAGUCUAAUUGCAUCUGAAGAUGGUAACAGCAUAUUCAGCAGCAUAAUUAACAACAGUAAUAGCAUUAGUAAAAAUACUAGCAUCAACAAUAAUACAUCAUUAUUUGUAGAUGAUAUAAAUUAUGAAGAUACAAUAAAAUUGUUAGCAACAACAAUACCACCCACCGAUGAAGCAACAGCAGGUGCAAAAUUCAAAUACUUUGACUGUGAUUAUUAUUUAGCCAUUAAUACCUUUUUGUUGCUGACAUUACUCUCCAUGAUGACCUGUGCCACUUAUCAAGUUUUACGCAUCUUGUUGAAGUCAAUUUUAUUGUUGAUGGCUUCGGCUUAUUACAUUGGAUUUUCCAUUUAUUUUCUUGUCCAGGAGGAAAUUCAUUUUAUGUUAGACAAUGAAGAAGCGCUAUUGCGUUAUAUAAUUGAUUCAAUUUUCCUUUUUGCUUUUAUGGUUGCAUUGAUUUUUCACAGCCAUCAAACAGAGGCAACGUAUCGUUUGGAUUUCAUUUGGAAGUUGCAAGCAACGGAGGAAAAGGAAGAUAUGGAACAUUUACAAGCGUACAAUCGCAAACUGUUGGAAAACAUAUUGCCCGUACAUGUGGCAGAACAUUUUCUGAGUCGUGAUAAAAAUAUUGAUGAUUUAUAUCACGAACAAUGCGAUAGUGUUUGUAUUUUAUUCGCUUCAAUACCAAAUUUUAGUGAAUUUUAUGUUGAGCUGGAAGGAAAUAACGAGGGUGUCGAAUGUUUACGUCUGCUCAAUGAAAUUAUAGCGGAUUUUGAUGAAUUACUAAGUGAAGAACGUUUUCGUUAUAUUGAAAAGAUUAAGAGUACAGGUGCUACUUAUAUGGCUGCUUCGGGAUUAACAGCUCAGACCUGUGAUCUGGUGAAUUAUAAACAUAUUACAGCUAUGGCGGAAUAUGCUUUACAGUUAUUCGAUAAAAUUGAAGAAGUUAAUAUGCAUUCGUUUAAUAAUUUUCGCAUGAGAAUUGGCAUUAACAUCGGUCCUGUUGUGGCGGGUGUAAUCGGUGCUCGAAAACCUCAAUAUGAUAUCUGGGGUAAUGCUGUAAAUGUUGCAUCACGCAUGGACUCAACGGGCUUAGUCGAUCAUAUACAAGUCACUGAAGAAACCUAUCAAAUUCUAAAGCCACGUGGCUUUAAAUUAACUUGUCGUGGUAAGGUUAAUGUCAAAGGUAAAGGUUCCAUGAUCACGUACUUCCUAGAGGGUAAAUUACCCGAAGACAAAAUACAAAAUCAAACUUCACUACAAUCAGAAAUUAUAAUGGAAACAGCAACAGUGGAAAAAGAUGAAACUAAUCAUAAUGGAGACAUUGUUAAAUUGGAUACUAAACCGGAAGAGAGCAUAAAAUGUCCACCAGAUACGCUGGCGCUAACGAAACAAGUUAGCAGCAAUUUAACGGAAUCAGAAGAUUUAUCUCCAGAUAUUGAUCUCAAUUCAAAUAUGAGUAAUCUAACAGCACAACGACGUAAAUCCCUGUGUAGACAGCAUAAUAUAUCAUCUUCCUUUGGUACAACGGUGAGUUCGAAUACUUCGGUAACACCGUGUAUAUCGAAUAGUUCAAGUGUUAUAACUAUAGGCACUCUACCAACUAUAGCCAAAAAUAAUUCCUCAUCCAUUGAAAACACCUCUGAGGGUAAUAGUUUAAUGAGCAAGGCGAAUUUCCUGCCGCGAACAGCUCUAGAUGAGUUAAAGGACGGGGAGACGGAGAGUGACAAGGGUACGCAUAAAAAUUCUAUAGAAAAUUUAGAAAUAUUACUCAAAAAUAAUAUAAGCCUCUCAGAUCUUAAUAAUAAACAACAACUGAACCUAAGAGUCACAGAGGCAACACGUAAUCCCUAUAAAAAGACCACCGAAACCGCAGCAGUUGUUGGUGGUGGUUGUGGUAAUGUAGUAGCCAAAAGAAAACAACGAUCUGUUACCACUAUUACGACAGCAACAACGGCGGCGAGUAGUAGCAAACAUUCAUCCUCAUCUCCCCAACGUUAUUCGGAUACAACGCAUUUGUUGAAGGACUCUUCAACACUGACCCCGCCACCUUCUCCAACACAUUUAAACGAUACAAAUGAUACAUUUAAAACACCUUGCGAACUAACAUUCUCCUCUCAAUCAUCUACCACCUCACCUGACUCCAAAGCCAUAUGGUUAAAUCUUAAACCCCAUCAUCAGCAUGCAAAACAAAAUCAUCAUAAACAUCAUUUAGCUAUGAAAACAUCACAAUCGUUAAGUCCUCUGGGUCUCUACAGUGAAGUUAUCAAUAUACCCAACUCACGUAGUAUGAUUGUUAUGGCGGCAACUACUGAAAACUCUCCAGCAGCAAUGACUACAACUACUCCCGAUAUUUCGCAUACCAACAAUUCCAUAAAUUCCUCAGUACCAUUAACCGAUGUGGUAAGUACUUAAGGACUUCUAAAUUAAGUAAGUUCGCUUCAGUAUUAUGUUGUGUUAUUUUUCGUUUCGUUACGAAAGAAAACACUAAAAUUGUAGAAAUCUGUUCCUAUUUAUGAAAUUGUAAAUAUAUCUUUUUUUACGAGCAGCAAGUGCAUACAAGCAUUUAUGUUUAAUAUAAACAUAAAAGUAUGUAUGUAUAUGUUGCUAUAUAGUUAUAUAUUUUUAUGUAUAAGUAGAUAUCUAUUACUCUCUUUUAUACAUGUACGUAUGUAUGUAAUAUUAUGUAUUAUAUAAUAAGUAAUAAAAAAUAACACAUCAUCACUUAACAAGGGGGCAAUUGCAGGUAUUAAAUCUAGAUAGUAUUUUUAUAUUGUUAAGAAGUAGAAGAAGAUAAUAGGACAUACAUGAAUAGGAGAAGCAGUUAGGUGGAAAAUUAUGGCACACUCGUUGUUAACUCUGCAUUUAACUUAAAAAAGAUAGAGAAAGCUGAUAUCUCUUGGUUAAUUAAAAAUAAAUCUCCUAGCAAAGGCUUAACUAUAAAUUUACCAUUAAGUUGACGUCGUUUCUUCUUUUAUUCCAAAUUCAAUUAACCCGAUGUCCACGAAUGGUCAUUAGUCUUUAUUCGUGCUUU
This is a messenger RNA of Lucilia cuprina (Australian sheep blowfly), 5819 nucleotides long. RefSeq lists its product as uncharacterized. The coding region runs from base 50 to 5200 and encodes 1716 amino acids. Gene Ontology annotation, molecular function: adenylate cyclase activity. Gene Ontology annotation, cellular component: plasma membrane. NCBI's taxonomy places the organism in Eukaryota, Metazoa, Arthropoda, Insecta, Diptera, Calliphoridae. The transcript has 23 exons. Gene Ontology annotation, biological process: intracellular signal transduction; cAMP biosynthetic process; adenylate cyclase-activating G protein-coupled receptor signaling pathway. The record is from RefSeq and is a predicted model, not a curated record.